UGGAUAGAGUUUCAUUGCUCAGCAUUUGGGAAAGAGACCUCAACGCCAGGAAAAUGUCGAGCUGAAGCCCCUCAUUUUCCCCUCUUGAACGGCUCUUUGAACAGCGCGAGACUUCAUCAAUAAAUACCAGAAUGCCUCAGCUUGGAUACCUGUUUACCCAGUUUAAUCUCAGCUCCAAAGCUUCAGAAAGUGCCCGAGGCCAGAGCUCACAUCAGACACCAACACUACCUGACUUCAUACAACAUGUCAGGAGACUCACCGGGCUGAGAAAGGAAGAUGUUUACUGCAAUCUGCGUAUCCCCGACCAGUUUAAGACCACCAAAGAUGACAUCAAUAUUGUUAUCCUCACAGGUCAGGGGAUCUUCUGCAUCGAUGUAAAAGCCUGGAGAGGCACAGUGUCUGCUCCCAACCAGAACUGGCAUGUGCAAGUGAAGGAAGAGGACCAAAACUUUACCAAUACCUGCAUUGAGCAGAUUGAAGAUCCCCUCAAAGCUAUCACGACCAAGACGGCUGGCUUAUGUGGCCAUUUGAAGAGGAGUGGAGUGUCUGUGCGGCAAACCCUCUUCUUCCCCAGGGUGAUCUUCCUUUCUCCAGACUGUGAGCUGGACGAGGAGCUGAAGAAGAGGAGGGAGCUGGUCUCCCACAGCCAGAUAGACGACUUCCUCAAAUCUUUCAGGGAGGGCUACAUGGCCUGGAUAUCAGAUGCUCUCACUCCCUCCUGGCUCUCAGGUCAUCUGUCGUACAGGCAGAUGGAGUCAGUGCGGGAGGUCCUGAGGAGGGUGGGGACGUGGGAUGUGGUGCGGCUGCACUGUGGCGAGCAGCUGAAAGGAGACUACCAGGGCUGCCAGUACAUCGCUCUCAACCGCCAGGAGACAGACACGCUCGAGUUUUCAAGAGUCAAGACCCUGUCAGCUGACUCACUGUGGGCCCUGCUGGGACACGUUCCUCAGGUAACAGUUAAAAUGUACAAGCGUGGAUCUCGGGGUUGGCUGGGUCAGUCCCUGAACGCCACCACCACCAUCCCCUCCAACACCUCCGUGAUCUUCAGGAUCAGCGGGGAGGAAGCAGAUGCCAAAAUCCCAGCAAACACCAUUCACAGCAUCACACUCAGCAACUGACAGUGUGUGUCAGUCGAUGAAGAGGAUAGCCAUCACAACAUGGCGCUACAGGAGGAAAGGACGCAUUCUUGAAUUACAAGUAUGCACAUGCAAAAAAACCUCUUAGCUCAAACCUAAAAAAAACAAAAAAACAUUUUUACUGAGUGCCUUUUACUAUGUAGUGUUUGUAUUUUGUUAUAUUGUACUGCAAGUUAAGAAUGUCUUUAAGUGAGCAUAUAUUGUAAAACCAAAAAAAAAAGGAAAGAAAGAAGGCCAAUUACACUCAUUAUGCGAUCAUCAGUGGCAAUAUUAUGUUAAUGAAGAUGGUUUCAGACAAUUAGCCUGAUUAACUUUCCCUUGUUUUGGGUUUCUAGGGUUGGCCCACACUUUGCACCAGCCAUUAAUUAAUCAUUAUACUAGCUGAUUGUGUCACAUCAGUUCAGGAUUGAAGUGUUUAAUGUGUUAAUUGUAGCGGUUUAAAACUGGUGGCCUCUAGUACGAUGAGGGGCAGAGCAUGUUACUGCCUCUGUGGGUUUAAUAGGCAGUGAUUUACGGUCUGUUUAGACGGUGUAACUGUAAGGUGCUUUAUUAAUAUGCUCCACUGCACA
Centropristis striata (black sea bass) is the source of this 1705-nucleotide messenger RNA. RefSeq lists its product as uncharacterized. The coding region runs from base 132 to 1118 and encodes 328 amino acids. The record is from RefSeq and is a predicted model, not a curated record. NCBI's taxonomy places the organism in Eukaryota, Metazoa, Chordata, Actinopteri, Perciformes, Serranidae. The transcript is spliced from 7 exons.